AUGCGUUCCCUCCUUCCCCUCGUCACCCUCCCGCUCCUGGCCCUCGCGGCCCCACCAGUCUCUCCAACAAUAACGCGGCUCGUUUUCUCGGGCUCAGGAUGUCCCAAUGACUCUGGUUCCGUGAAGUCCGAUACCGCAACCCUCGGUGACAGCGCCGGCGUCUCUUUCACGCAACUCAAAGGCGACACAACAGACAACUGUGCCGUACACAUUCAGUCAGCUGGAGCGAGCGAAGGCUGGCAAGUUGCGGUUCGACAAGUGGACUACGUGGGCGAUGUAAAUUUGAAGGGAAACAGCGGACUGGAUACAUACACCCAGGUCUUCUGGAGUGAAAAUGCUGGAAAUACUGGUGUGCUCACAGGUGGUCUCACAUGUGCUGGCCCAGAGAUCAAGGACUACAUUACUGUGCGGAGCAGCACCGCAGAUCUGAAGUGGUCAAAGUGUACUGGCGCAGAUGGAAAUCCUGGUAUAUUGAACGUCAACUUUAGGCCAGUCGUCCAGGGGGACUUUGGUACAUAUGACUUCAAACACGCUGCGUGGAAGUUGGAAUGGCGGAGAUGCUAGAGUGGUACGAAGGUCUGCUUUUGAAGAAGAAGAGAAAAGCAUGUGUAUAACAAAACUUGGUGCACGAAAUGCAAGCAGAAAUGAAGAUGAAC
Messenger RNA from Alternaria rosae, 656 nucleotides. RefSeq lists its product as uncharacterized. The coding region runs from base 1 to 564 and encodes 187 amino acids. The record is from RefSeq and is a predicted model, not a curated record. NCBI's taxonomy places the organism in Eukaryota, Fungi, Ascomycota, Dothideomycetes, Pleosporales, Pleosporaceae. The transcript is spliced from 2 exons.